Molecule: messenger RNA, 3329 nt
Organism: Drosophila ananassae
Lineage: Eukaryota; Metazoa; Arthropoda; Insecta; Diptera; Drosophilidae
Exons: 2
Coding region: 385-2961 (858 amino acids)
Molecular function (GO): protein binding
Source: RefSeq, a predicted model, not a curated record
UUUUAAAAGGAUACCACCACCACCAGGACCUGCACUAGCGCCAUCAGCAGCAACAGCUGGAAAAGAGGCAAGACGAACAAUAAAAAAAAGUAAAAUAAAAGACCAACUUUCCACUCGAAGAAAAUUAAUAGAAAAGAAAAGAACUGAACUGGAGGACACUGGAUAGAGAGAACCCGGACAGGACAAAAAAAUAAAAUCAGCAAAAUCAAUAGUGCCGAAGUGUGGCCAAAGUGCUGAGUAAUGUGGAGUAAUGGAGACCUUUUUGCUGGCGGCGGCAACAUGAUGUGAAACAUGGCAAUCGAAUCAGCCAAAGCCAUUUAGGGUCAUCAAUUGCCAGGGUCGCGAGCAAAAUCCGGAGCAAAAGUACCUCCUCUCGGAAGCCAUAUGCCCAGCAUGGAGUGCCGAAGGGGAAAAACCCUCAAGGUUCUGCCAGUUUUCUGGCUAGUACUGAGCCUGGUGGCCUGGUCUUUGGCGGACGACUGGUCUCAGAGCUGCGCCUCAAACUGUACCUGCAAGUGGACCAACGGCAAGAAGUCGGCCAUCUGCAGCUCCCUGCAGCUGACCACCAUUCCGAAUACACUGAGCACGGAGCUCCAGGUGCUGGUGCUGAACGACAACCACAUUCCAUAUCUCAAUAGGGAGGAGUUCUCCGCCUUGGGGCUGCUGAACUUGCAACGAAUAUACCUCAAGAAAUCGGAGGUACAGUACAUACACAAAGAGUCCUUUCGUAAUUUGAAAAUUCUGGUGGAGAUCGACCUGUCGGAUAAUAAGCUAGAGAUGCUCGACAAGGACACCUUCAUGGGCAACGACCGACUGAGAAUACUCUAUUUGAAUGGGAAUCCCCUUAAGCGACUGGCAGCUUACCAGUUUCCCAUUCUGCCUCAUCUGCGAACGCUGGACAUGCACGACUGUCUGAUCUCCUACAUAGAUCCCAUGUCGCUGGCCAACUUAAACCUACUGGAGUUCCUCAACCUGAAGAACAAUCUCCUGGAGAGCCUCAGCGAGUAUGUCUUCCAACAUAUGGCCAACCUGAAGACUCUCUCGCUGGAGGAGAAUCCCUGGCAGUGCAACUGCAAGUUGCGCAAGUUCCGUGGCUGGUAUGUCAACAGUCGCCUCAGUUCCGUGAGUCUGGUGUGCAAAGGACCCCCGGCCCAGAAGGACCGCACUUGGGACAGUGUGGACGAUGAGUUAUUUGGCUGUCAACCGAGGGUCGAGAUCUUCAAUAAUGAAGAAGUUCAAAAUAUUGACAUUGGCAGCAACACCACUUUCAGUUGCCUGGUCUAUGGGGAUCCCCUACCGGAAGUUUCUUGGGAGCUGAACGGCAAGAUCCUGGACAACGACAACGUCCUGUUCGACUCGGAGAGUAUAGCGUCGGACAAGCUGUGGAGCAACCUGACAGUCUUCAACGUGACAAGCCUGGACGCUGGAACGUAUGCCUGUACGGGCACGAAUGCCAUUGGCAGCAUGACCCAGAACAUAAGCAUCUAUCUCAGCGAGAUUGUGCAGCACGUGCUGGAGAAGACGCCGGAGACCUUCUGGUACUUCGGCCUCAUCAUGGGCAUCUUCGGCACGGUGUUCCUCCUGAUCUCCAUCUCGUUUGUGGUGUGUCUGUGCAAGCGCACGACACGGCAGCACCGUCACGCCAACAAGGCCGGCGUCAAGUCCAGUGUCAGCUUCAACGAUCAGGAGAAGAAGCUGCUGGACUCCAGUGUCACCACGACCACGAACGAUCGCGGUGACAGCUACGGGAUCGACAACCAGCCCACGUCCAUUGGCAUGAACAAGGCGGACUCCGCGGGCAUGGGCUUCAACCAGAUCGAGAUCCAUGCGGUGGAGAAUCACCGUUCCGGGCUGGGGCAUGGCAGCAUGUUGGUGCAACAGCAACAGCAGCCGCAACAGCAACAACAGCAGCAGCAACAGGCCGGCCAACAGGGCACCCUGCCCCAUCUGAGGCAGCAACUGAUGACCGUCAAGGACCCGACAUGCGGCAUGAUGAGUGUGCCCACCUCAAUGGCCGGUCACGCCCACACACAUCCAGCCCAGAUAUCCGAGGAGUUUCCCCUGAAUGUGGGCGUGUUUCCGCCACCACCCGAAUUCUGUUCAAAUAUCGUGCCGAACCCUGCCUUUGGCGGGAACAUAUUCAUCCGGGUGUCCGUUACGCAGGAUAUGUUGGAUGGUGCGGACUUGAACAUGUAUCCGGAUUUGCUGAAUAUCCCCAAGAGGAUGCAGGAUGUGCAGGAAACGGGAGCGGGGGCGGUGGCAGUGGCAGUGCCAGAGUCGGGGCAGUUCGCCACACUGCCCAGAAAUACAACUCGAAGGGGCAUCCUCAAGAAGGACUCGUCCCUGCAACAGCAGCAACAGGCGCAGCACCUACAACAGCAGCAGCAGCAACAGGUGCAGCACCUGCAACAGCAACAGCAUCUGCACCAGCAACUGCAGCACCAACAGCAGUCAGGACUCUAUCCCCAUGAUGAAAUCGUGACUUACAACCUGGACACGAGCGGCUACGAUCCCCAUCAAGCCGCGUACCACAGCAAUACCAUGGAACUGCCUCCACCACCACCUCCACCAGCCGUAUCUACGGUGGUGCAGUGCCACCACCCCAGUCCCAGUGUGUCGGCCACCACCUGUGCCAGUUGCAUCAACCAAGUCCCGCCACCACCCACCGCCUGCCAGACGCCGCCCAUCGAGGUGACGCCCCUGAGACCGCUCGACAGCUCCGCCUAUCCAAAGUACGACAACAUGGGCAGAAGGAUCACGGCCAGCGGGGGACUGGGAGGAUCCACACUGUCCUUGCCGGAGGAGGAGAGCUACGAGAACGAGACGCUCUUCAGCGAGGCGGAGAAACAGCCAAGCGGCGUCAAGGACGCACAGGAUCAUACACACCAACAGCAACAGCAGCAGGAUGCUGCCCAGGGCCAGGAUAAGGGCGGCGGACCUGGGGAGUUUGUAUCGCUCUAGUAUUACGGUACCCAGGUGUAAAUAGGUCAAUAGAUUCGUGCCCCCUCAGCCCCCACAUGAAAUCCUUGGCAAUCGUUUGGUUCAUAUCAGUUUGAGAAACGAGUGCUUGAUUGCAAACAUAUAUUUGAGAGUAUAAACCGAAACACAAUCUAUUGACUGCCACAUAAAUCCUCAAAACUGAAACAAAACUACAAAAUCAAAUAUAAUGCUGAGAGCAAUUCAAGUGGAAUCAAUAGGAUUUUUAAUAAAAAAAAUCUUUUUUUUAUAUUUUUGAUUGAAAGAAAAAUGCAAUUUUAAGAGAUUAUGUUCAAAAGUAUUUCUAUGAUUCUAUGAUUUUAAAAUUGUUAUUUAUCUUAAAAAGGAAUUUC